This is a messenger RNA of Eurytemora carolleeae, 1300 nucleotides long. Its product is annotated as beta-1,4-N-acetylgalactosaminyltransferase bre-4. Gene Ontology annotation, biological process: carbohydrate metabolic process; glycosphingolipid biosynthetic process. The transcript is spliced from 12 exons. Gene Ontology annotation, molecular function: N-acetyl-beta-glucosaminyl-derivative 4-beta-N-acetylgalactosaminyltransferase activity. The record is from RefSeq and is a predicted model, not a curated record. Bases 39 to 1049 code for a protein of 336 amino acids. Lineage: Eukaryota; Metazoa; Arthropoda; Copepoda; Calanoida; Temoridae.
UGUGACAAUUUAAAAUUAAUUUCAUCAUAAUUUCAGAUAUGGCUUUAAACAAGAUAAAAAUUUUAUACAUAAUGCUUUUCCUAUUUAUGAUUUUUGUCUAUAUCAAUUUCCAUCAUACUUACCAAGAUUACGAGCCAACACAAACAGGUGUGCUUGGUGGGGAGGUUGACUGUGAUUUUUUUAUUGUAGAAAAUCAUUCGGUAACAUUAAACAGUUCAGCGGAGUGUCCUGAGGUUCCGCCUAAACUAGUGGGUCGUCUCAAGGUUGUGGUGGAUAUAAGAAGUGAAGAAGAGAUUGGAACUACAGAUCUAGAACCAGGAGGAGAAUAUAUUCCUAUAUGUACACCUAGGACUUCAUUGGCAGUUGUUGUUCCUUUCAGAGACAGAGAAGAACAUCUUUGGAGUUUACUAAAUCAUCUUCAUCCCAUUCUAAAGAGACAGCAAGCCCACUAUAGGAUAUUUUUGGUGAAUCAAGCUGAUAAUUAUACCUUCAACAGAGCUGCUCUUUUCAAUGUUGGAUUUAUUGAGGCCACUAAGCUGUUUGACUGGGACUGCUUUAUCUUCCAUGAUGUUGAUUUACUAACAGAAAAUGAUAGGAAUUUGUAUCGCUGUUCCUCAAAUCCAGUACAUCUUUCAUCAGCUACUAAUACACAUGGAUAUAAAUUAAUGAAGAAGGAACUAUUUGGUGGAGUGAGCGCCAUGACUAGAGAACAAAUUGAGAAAGUAAACGGGUUUUCAAACCAGUUCUGGGGAUGGGGUGGAGAAGAUGACGACAUGUCCUGGAGAAUCAGAAAUGCUGGCUACAACUUAACUCACAGUGACCUUAAACUGGGAAGGUAUACAAUGUUCAAGCAUGAUCACGAUGCCGGAAAUCCAAUAAACGAAGACAGAUAUCCAUUUUUGAAAGAAAAGACUCCAAAAUAUGCAAGUAUUGAUGGUCUUAACAAUAUCAUAUAUACUGUCAUAGAACAGGAGGAUAAAAUGCUUUACACAAAUAUAUCUGUUCAACUGGUCUACCCAAUCCCAGUAGAUUUCAGCAACAAGAGCUGAUCAACCGAACUAAAACAUGUAAAUUUCAUAAAACUACAUCUAUAACAAAGCAUUUAUAAUUCAUAAAUGGAAACCUGGCAAGUUGAUUGUUUCAAUGAGUUCCAAAAACUAUUAUUGUUAUUCUGGACAAUUUUCAAUCUUGUAAAUUUUGUGUUUUAUAAAAAAACUUAGAUUGCUGAAUAUUAAGAAGGUUUUUCUUUGCAAAUCUUUUUUUAUGACUAUCACUGACAUUAAUAAACAUGUGUAUUUUU